Messenger RNA from Magnolia sinica, 3902 nucleotides. RefSeq names its product pentatricopeptide repeat-containing protein At1g73710. The transcript has a single exon. NCBI's taxonomy places the organism in Eukaryota, Viridiplantae, Streptophyta, Magnoliopsida, Magnoliales, Magnoliaceae. Bases 338 to 3403 code for a protein of 1021 amino acids. The record is from RefSeq and is a predicted model, not a curated record. Gene Ontology annotation, molecular function: protein binding.
GUCUAGAAGAGAUGAGUGGGCCGCAUGAAAACACCAGCAUCCGGCUGAGUACUGUACAAAACCUCUGUCUCCAUCAACAGCAAGCCAAAGAAGGAUGUAUUCCAAUGCUCCCUGCAAUUCAAAUCGGCGUGUAGAUUUUAGCCCACCUACGAUGUGCGCACCAUACGAGCUGUGAAUCACAGGAAGGCAGGCCCCACCACCUGUAAGCCUGCUCCAGAGCUAACCGCCGGCAAAUUUAUUCGGCCGAGUAUCAUACAUAGCCUCAAAGCGAAAACCAGUUUCGCGGAAAACAGUACUCUCUCUCUCUCUCUCUCUCUCUCUCUCUCUCUCUGAGACGAUGCUCCGCCAUUGCAGUACGAGAGAAUUAGGGCACGAGAAUUUCCAAAACCCCACCUUUUCUCCAGGUAAGCUGCGUUCCCCUCUCUUCCCACCCUCCCUCUCCCAACAAUCUAGGGUUUUUCUAGGGUUUAAGCUCAACUCCCAUGCAAAUCCCUUCAUUUCCGCCCAACAAUCAUCCAGAAGUAACAGCUCAAGAAAGAGAAAUGAAGGAUCUCCGCCUUCGAUUUCACGUGCUUUUGAAAUCCAAGCCGAUGCUGGAAAAACCCAAAAAUCUAGUGUUUCAUCAGGGUUCCAGUCCCAUUCCCUUCCAAGUGCAAAUGCUGUCUCACUGCCGGUAAAAGCAUCGGGCAGUAACAGAAAGAAGCGGUAUGGAGGUUCUUUGCCUUUGUUUUUCCGUGAUUUGGAGAGAGAGGGUGAUAUUGAGAUAACCCUCGAAUCGUGGAUCGGAAAGCUCACCCCCAAGGAACAGACGGUUAUUCUCAAAGAGCAGCGUGAUUGGAGGUCUGCUCUUCGUGUUUUCCGAUGGAUGAAAUUGCAGAGAGAUUACAUCCCCAAUGUUAUUCACUACAAUGUUGUUCUUCGGAUUUUGGGCAGAGCUCAGAAAUGGGAUGAGCUCCGGCUCUGCUGGAUUGAAAUGGCAAAAGACGGUGUCUUUCCCACCAACAACACCUAUGGUAUGCUUGUUGAUGUUUAUGGGAAAGCAGGUCUGGUGAAAGAGGCGAUUUUGUGGCUUAAGCACAUGAAAAUCAGGGGAAUUUUCCCAGAUGAAGUGACCAUGAAUACUGUUGUCCGCAUUCUUAAAGAUGCAGGUGAAUUCGAUCGGGGGGAGCGAUUCUUCAAGGAUUGGUGCUCUGGUCGGGUUGAAUUGGGGAUUCUGGAUUUUGAUUCUGUUGAUUUGGAUCCAGGUUUGAACCCAAUUAGUCCGAAGCAUUUCUUGUUGACUGAGCUUUUCAAAGCCGGAGGUCGUGCUCCACCAACAAAUGUUCCAUCAGUGGAUGAAGGUUCGGUUCGGAAGCCUCGGCUUGCUGCUACUUAUAACACGUUGAUUGAUCUGUACGGGAAGGCUGGUCGUCUGAAAGAUGCUUCGGAUGCUUUUGCAGAGAUGUUGAGGUCAGGAGUAGCGCCUGAUACGUUUACUUUUAACACCAUGAUCAAUAUUUGUGGGUCCCAUGGGCAUUUGUCUGAGGCAGAAUCGUUGCUUGCUAAAAUGGAAGAGAGGGGAGUUCCUCCUGAUACUAAAUCUUUCAACAUCUUUUUAUCUUUGUAUGGUGAUAUGGGAAACAUUGACAGGGUCCUGACAUGUUAUAAGAAGAUCAAGGAGGUUGGUCUUUGUCCUGAUGCUGUAACUUAUAGAGCGAUUUUGCAUAUAUUGUGUGAGAGGAAGCGGGUUCCAGAAGUCGAGGAUAUAAUAAAGGAAAUGGAGAAAUCAGGUCUAUGUGUUGAUGAGCAGUCACUACCCGUCGUUAUGAAAAUGUAUGUCAAGGAAGGCUUGCUUGACCAGGCAAUGAUCUUCCUUGAAAAGCACUGUACUGGUAGACGGAUUUCAUCAAAGACAUAUGCUGCAAUUAUAGAUUCUUAUGCGGAGAUGGGUCUUUGGGCUGAAGCUGAGGCUGUAUUCUUUGAAAAGAGUGAUCUAGGACAUAAGAAGGAUGUAACAGAGCAUAAUGUCAUGAUAAAAGCAUAUGGGAAAGCAAAGCUGUAUGAUAAAGCACUAUCAUUGUUUGGGAGCAUGAGAAGUAAUGGAAUUUGGCCAGAUGAGUGCACAUAUAACUCUCUUAUUCAAAUGCUUUCAGGUGGAGAGUUGAUAGACAGUGCAAGAGACCUCUUGGCCAAAAUGCAAGAGGCAGGGUUCAAACCUCGGUGUGCAACCUUUUCUGCUGUUAUUGCAAGCAAUGUCCGUUCAGGUAUGAUUUCUGAGGCAGUUGAUGUCUAUGAAGAAAUGAUGCGAGUGGGUGUCAGACCAAAUGAAGUUGUUUAUGGGUCUUUGAUAAAUGCAUUUGCAGAAGCUGGCAAAGUCGAAGAAGCACUUCAUUAUUUCCACACGAUGGAAGAAUCUGGACUAACAGCAAAUCAGAUAAUCUAUACCUCUCUUAUCAAGGCUUACAGUAAGGUGGGCCUUUGGGAAAAGGCGCAGGAGUUAUAUGGUAAGAUGAAAAAUUUGGAAGGUGGUCCGGAUGUUGUUGCAUCAAAUAGUAUGAUUGAUCUCUAUGCGGAUCUUGGGAUGGUUUAUGAAGCUAAGUCGAUCUUUGAUAGGCUGAGAGAGAAUGGUAAUGCUGAUGGUGUUUCGUUUGCCACCAUGAUGUACCUUUACAAAAGCAUGGGCAGGCUUGACGAAGCAAUCGAUGUUGCUCAGGAGAUGCAACAGUCGGGUCUACUGACUGACUGUGCCUCCUUUAGUAAUGUCAUGGCGUCAUAUGCCGACAAUGGACAGCUCAGAGAGUGUGGUGAACUGUUGCAUCAAAUGAUUACAAGGAGAAUUUUACCAGAUUUUGCGACCUUUAAAGUAAUGUUCAUGGUUUUGAAGAAAGGAGGCAUUCCGGUUGAGGCUGUAACUCAGCUAGAAAAAUCAUACGAAGAUGGAAAACCAUAUGCUAGACAAGCCAUAAUAACCUUAAUGUUCUCUGUGCUGGGGUUGCAUGCUUGGGCACUAGAAUCUUGUGAAACAUUCACAAAAGCUGACACCGGUCUUGAUUCAUCAUCCUACAAUGUCGCAAUUUAUGCAUUCGGAGCUUCAGGGGAUGUAGAUAAGGCAUUAAAUAUGUACAUGAGAAUGCAAGAUGAGGGGCUGAAGCCAGAUCUUGUUACUUAUAUUAAUCUGGUACGUUGCUAUGGAAAAGCAGGAUUGAUGGAAGGCGUGAAGCGGGUUUACAGCCAAAUGAACUUCGGAGAGAUUGAGCUCAAUGAGUCACUGUUUGAGGCAGUCAUAGAUGCAUGCAAAGUUGUUGGCAGACAUGAUCUUGCUGAAUUGGUUAGUCAAGAGAUGAGAUUCAGUUUCAACUUGCAAGACCACCAUGACUCACACAUUGAAGAUGAUGAAAGUUCUGCGGAGCUUUCUGAUGGAUGAAUGCUUCAUAUAAUUUUGAAGGCUGUAGAUUUUUUAUUUUUAUUGAUUGGGCCAACUUUAGUAACAGUUUGCAAUCCCUUAUAAUCCUUAUAUGAUUUGAGUCUUGGUCGUGUGUGCUAAAUAUGAGAAGGUUUCAGCAGAUCCGUCCACUUCAGCUAGAAACUCCCUUCCACGGAUCAUUUUGGAAGAAACAGUGUAUGCCUUCGGAUGUGCUAUCAGAAGCAGAAAUCAAGACAAGUUUUUUUUUUUUUUGGUCUUUGUUUUUGUGACCUGGAGUGUCUGUGUUGAGAUAUACCUGGGCAGCAGCAGCAUUGUAAGUUGAGAAUUUCUGCAACUAUAGUUCAAAGUGAUUACCCAAGAUAUGCAUGCUUUGGGAAAAACCAGUCAUUUUGGCAGUUUCUAAAAAUAUGCUUCUUUUUUUAUUAUUCAAGCUAUGCAUUGUAAACUUGUAACUCAACAUGUUGUAUACAUGGAAAGAAUUAUAAAUUUUAUGACAUUA